AUGAACAUCGUUCUCUCCAGGUGAGCACAGGUGUGGGUGACGGGGGACACAGUGGCCAACGCUGAGAAGUGCUUCAGCCAGUUCUACUCGCUGCUGGCCGCCUACACCCGCAAGACAGCCCGGCUGCGUGACACCGACCAACUGGUCAAGCAGCUCAUCGACUUCACCAACACGGAGAACCCGGAGAUGCGGGCCGCCCUGAGGAACUUCGCCGAGGACCUGGCAGGCCGAGGGGAGCGAGUCGAGAGGCUGGAGACCAAGGUGGUCAAGCCCCGGAAGCUCUACGGGCAGAUGAAGCAGACCCAGGCUGAGAUCAAGGAAUUCAAACACGUCCGGAACGAGGAGCUCAAACAACUGGAAAAACUGGAGAGACUCAGGCAGAAGUCCCCUUCCCAGAGGCAGACCAUCGUAUCCUUCCUGAGGCAGGGGCCGGGGGGCACUGAGGCCGGGGCCGUGCAUCACCCCCCAGGACAGCUGGCCCAAGGGUGGGGUGAAGGGACAGAGAAUGAUCCAGAAUGGAGCCCCCAUGACACUUUGUAUCUCUGGGGCCAGGCGGAGACCGGCAUGCAGAGGGCCUGGGUGGAUGCCAGCCGCACCUCCCACCAGCUGGAGGAGAUGGUGGAUGCCUUCCAGGAACAGAAGCUGAAGGGCCUCCAGAAAAUUUUUUCGGACUUUGUGACCAUUGAGAUGGUCUUCCACGCCAAAGCUGUGGAGGUGUAUUCCAGUGCCUUCCAGACUCCGGAGAGCUACGACCUGGAGAGAGAUCUGGAGGAUUUUAGAGCCAAGAUGCGUGAAGUUCAUGGGCGUUAUGACGCUCGGCUGCUCACGGACACCACCCUGCCCCCGGCCGUCCCGUGGUUUCUCGCCCAGAGCACCCAGAGCACCGUACGGAGCCAGAGAAAAGAAGCAGCCAGUGAGGACAAGUCUGCCGAGGAGGACCCCGUGGAGGACCUCAGGGGACAGGGGAAGGGGCUGCAUCGCCAGGACGAGAACUCCCCAGUCAGGAAAAGGGGGCUGAGGCUGGAUGCUCGGAGGCUCUGCCGUGUGCAAGUCCCGUGUCCUCUGAGUCCCGCUUUCCUCAUCUGUCUGGCAGGAAUGACAUCACUCAGCUCACAGGCUGCUCUGGGGAUCAGGGUGCCCAGAAGGACACCUGGUACCUAGCAGGUGUUCAAUAAACGUGGGCGCAUCUCACCCUGACUCCUGCUGCGUCUCAUUUCCUGUCUUAUGACUGGGCUUCUGGGUGUUUAAGCCCGUGUGAACGUGUGUUACCGAACCAAACUCGGGUCCAUUUGCCUGUGUGCAGUAAAGCCAAUUUACUGACACCGGGUUGCAGUGAAGGAAAGGGCAGGAUUUGUUGCAGGCGCCAAGCAAAGAGUCCAGGCAGCUGGUGCUCAAAAGGUCCCAACUUCCCGACGACUUUCAGGAAAGGUUUUUAAACACAGGGUGAGGGAGGGAGACUGUGGGGCGCGUUAUCAGCUCUCGGACAUUUUUCCUUUAUUCUUUUUUUUUUUCUGGCUGUACCGUGCGACUUGUGGGAUCUUAGUUCCCCAGUCAGGGAUCGAA
Molecule: messenger RNA, 1563 nt
Organism: Aethalodelphis obliquidens (Pacific white-sided dolphin)
Lineage: Eukaryota; Metazoa; Chordata; Mammalia; Artiodactyla; Delphinidae
Gene: CIBAR2
Product: CBY1 interacting BAR domain containing 2
Biological process (GO): cilium assembly
Cellular component (GO): ciliary transition zone; ciliary basal body
Source: RefSeq, a predicted model, not a curated record